UGUUCGGCGGCGUUCAGAUGCGAGCCCCGAGACAAUAGAGCCUGUGUUUGUUCUUCCCCGGGAAGUUUGAGGAGGACAGAAAAGGGGCAAAGAAGACGAAGAGAAAGGGGGAGGUCGUCAGUGGAAGGGAUUACGCAUUGUGAGAGGCGCGAGCGCUCGCUCCUGCUAUUGUGGUGGCUGAAUUGCUUUCCAGUAGUACCAGGGUAUUUAGUUAAGCAGAUUGUAAUUCUUCACACCCGGCGAUGAUCUCUCUUGACGGCGGCUCGUGACAAGUGGCUCGGAGGGACGGCAGGAAGGCGCAGACAGAGAUAUGAGCACGCAUACAAAGCACAUUAUAACAAGAUGGGAUGCGGCGCUGCCAGGAUCAUGAGUUACUGGAUUUGCGGGCGAAUGGAGAAUUAGCAGCAGCGGACCGGUCACACCUCCGUCUUCUGUCCUCUAAACAUGGGAAGUGCGGAGGAAAUGCACGGAUGGACCGUAAAAAUGAGUGCGCAGAGCAUUCUGGCCGUAGUCACGGUCUUCUCCAUGAUUCCCGUCGGUGUGCUGAGUGAUAUGAGAGCUGCUCAGGCUCUGGAAGGCCAACAACUGGCCCAGGGAUCCACUCAUCUGCACCGUCGCCUGAAGAGAGGCUGGAUCUGGAAGCAGCUGUUUGUCCCGGAGGAAGAUCCCACUCCUCGCGUUAUUGGCCAGCUCAAAUCGGACUCAGACCGAGGCGAGUCUUCCAUCAAGUACAUAUUAUCGGGAGAAGGAGCCGGAGAUGCGUUUGAGAUAGAUGAGUACACCGGAGAGAUCCGGACGCUGAAGAAGCUCGACCGCGAGGAAAAAGCCUUCUACGUGCUCCAGGCCCAAGCUAUCAACAGGUGGUCCAAUGAGCCGGAGGAGCCCCAGUCGGAGUUCAUCAUCAAGGUUCAAGACAUCAAUGAUAAUGUCCCCCAGUUCCAGAACGAGCCAUAUGUGUCCAGCAUCCCCGAGAUGUGUCCAAUUGGGACCACAGUGGCCCAGGUGACAGCCACAGAUGCUGAUGAUCCCGUGUUCGGAAACAACGCCAAGCUCAUCUACUCCAUCCUGCAGGGGGAGCCCUACUUCUCCGUGCAGCCAAAGACGGGGAUCGUUGUAACAUCUUGGCCGAACAUGGACCGCGAAGCCAGGGAGCAGUACCUGGUGGUGGUGCAGGUGAAGGAUAUGCUGGGCCUCAGCGGCGGUUACUCCUCCUCCACCACAGUUACCGUCAGCCUGACUGAUGUCAACGACAACGGACCCACGUUCCAGCACCACCAGUACACAUUUGCUGUCCCUGAAAAUGCAGCCGUUGGAACCACAGUGGGCAGAAUUAUGGCAGAGGAUGGCGACAUAGGCAUCAAUGCCAGAAUGACCUACAGCCUGGAGGACCUGGAAGAAAGCUCUACUUUUAUCAUCAAAACAGACCCAGAGACUCAGGAGGGAGUGAUCCUGCUGGCCAAGCCUUUGGACUAUGAAACCAAGAGGCGAUUUGUCAUGGAUGCAGAGUCGGUCAACGACCACGUGGACACUCGUUUUCUGCCUCUGGAGGAGUUCAGCGACAGGACGAAGCUGAAGAUCGUGGUGGAGGACGUGGACGAGCCGCCCGUCUUCCUCUCGCCGGCGUACGAGUGGAAGGUUCCCGAAAACGCGGCGGUGGGAACUGUGCUUGCCAGCGUCAGCGCCAGAGACACUGACACAGUCAACAAUCCCAUCAGAUAUUCAAUUGACAAAAGGAGCGACGCCACAAAAGCUUUCAAAAUAGACCCAAACAAUGGAACUGUAACUGUCGCUAAAGCUUUGGACCGGGAGGCUGCCAACUGGCACAAUGUGACUAUUGAAGCCAAGGAAAUGACGCAGAACCAUUUAUCCUCCUCUGUGGUGGUGUUCAUCAAAGUGCUGGACAUAAACGACAAUGUGCCAAGGCUUGCAAGAGAUUACCAGCCAUAUAUCUGUGAGGGGACGCAGGCUGGAGAACUAGUUCAGCUGCUCAGUGCCGUUGAUCCAGACGACCCUGUGGAGGGACACCACUUCUACUUCUCUAUGGUCUCCGAAAGGCACAUCAAUCCAAACUUCACCAUCAGAGAUAAUCAAGACAACACGGGCAGCAUCGUGGCGCGCAGGAGCACUUUCACGCGCAAGGAUCGGACCCAGUACCUCCUGCCCGUGGUGGUGGCAGACAGCGGCUCGCCGGCCCUCACCAGCACCAGCACUUUGACCAUCAGCGUGUGCAGCUGUCAGCCUGCGGGCCAUUGUCCCACCGGAGGGGUGGAGGCCCUCGCUCUGUCCAUGGGGGUCAGCCUGCAAACCUUGUUAGGGAUUCUGGUCUGUCUUGUGACUUUCACAGCGCUGUCGGUUCUAAUGCUGAUGGUGAGGAGACACAGGCGGAAGCAGCAGGAGGGGCUGGAGGUGGAGGUGGAGGUGAAGGAGCUGGAGCUGCCCGAGACCGUGUCGCAGAAGGUGCUUUAUUACGGAGGCGCGGGAGGCGGGGCGGCGGACCUGGACUUCUGCCAGCCCGUCGUGCCGCUGCGCCCCCACCCCAGGAGGAGGGAGCGGAGGCUGCGCAGGGAGGACGUCAGGGCCAGCAUACGGAUGUCCCUCCGGGAGUCACACCUCAUUGGGCCGGAGGACGAGGUCUUCAGGCAGUUCAUCCUGGACAGGCUGGCGGAGGCUGACCGGGAUCCUUACGCCCCCCCGUUUGAUUGCCUCCGAACGUACGCGUACGAAGGGUCAGGGUCUCCCACAGGGUCUCUGAGCUCGUUGGAGUCUUUGACACUGGAGGCCGAACCCGAGCAGCCUCCUUGUAACCCCAAACCUUAUUUAGUGAGGCUCACCCCUUGGUACGGCGGAGGAGAGGAGGACACAAUUUUCUAAAGGACAUUUCCGCCUGUUUUUCCUUACCUUCGGACCGAGCUAGGCUUUAGCUUAUGCUAAGCUAACGGGUUGCUGGAUGUAACUUCAUGUCGACAGUAUGGACAGCUAAUGCUGGCGAGCUUUGAGUAAAGGGAAUUUUUGUUUGCUGUAUUUUUUUUUUUUAUUCUGUGUUUAAUAAUUUAAAACACUUUUACAUAAAACUUCACUGACUUCGUUUUAUAAUAUAAAUAUUGAUUGUAUUAUACAGUAUGUGUCUGCAUCUAAAAAGCAAAGGGGAAAUGUGGGCUUCCCAUUGUGUCAAGGUUUGACUUGACAGUUUGUACUAAAAGCCAGUCACGUUGUAAAGACACUAUAGUAAAUGUGUCGGCUUCGGUUGCCUCUGAGAUACAGAAUCAUUCCUUUGUUUGCCAGUUCAGUGUGAGCUCUCUUUCUAGCUCCGUUUUGUUCUCCACCUUCUCCUCAGAAAAAAAAAAAAAAAAAAAAAAAAGAAAACUCUAGCUUGGUUGUGAGCGUGCAUCAUUGUGCUCAUGUUGAGUGGAGACGAAAUAAAGCUGACGCCUCUCUGCUGGUUCGUCAAUACAAGCGACUCUAUAACUUUGCACGAAGUAUUUGGUCUUAAAACACAUUAUUAUUACACAUAGCCUCACCAACCAGUUUUCCUUUCCUGAAAAUAAUGAUUUAAUUUGUGCAGUAUUACUGACUGAUUUCUGAUUUCCUAUGUUAUUUGCAAUAUCAUUCUGUAUUUUUUAUUUUUUUUUACCAUGUUUUAUAUUCAACGUUUUGGCUCAUAAUACUUUAUAUUAUAUGUGUACUACAGGUAAAUGUAUACACCGAUCAGGCCUAACAUUAUGACCACCUUCUUAAUAUUGUCUCCUGUGGUGCCUGGAAACAGGAUUCUGUUAGUCGGGGCCUUUUGUGUCCUAUGAGUUGAGUCUGCCUUGUUCCAGUGCAUCCCACAGAAACUUUUCAUCAUGUUUUCUAAAUCGUUUUUUUUGUGUCUGCUGCCGUCAAGGAGUGUCGUCGCUAUGGGGUGGGGGUGCCUGGUCUGGUCUAGGAGGGUGGUGCAUGUCUAAGUAACAUCCACAUGAAUGAGAGGUGCAAAAGUUUCCCAGCAGAACAAUGCACUGCCACAAGAUAAAUGUAUAGGUAAAUAUUAUUCUCUUCUAACUCUCAGUGGUCAUAAUGUUAUGCCUGUCGGUGUAAAUGAGUACGCCAACAUAUUUGUCCGAACAGAUAUCAAGUCUAUAACAUGUAUUAUGCUGUAUGGUAAAGCGUUCUGCUCGGUAAUGCCAGAGUCGUGUAAGGUUAGACUUCAUCUGCAGCUCUUAAGAAACACAGCUGGAGCUGCAUGGGG
Molecule: messenger RNA, 4225 nt
Organism: Mugil cephalus (flathead mullet)
Lineage: Eukaryota; Metazoa; Chordata; Actinopteri; Mugiliformes; Mugilidae
Gene: cdh19
Product: cadherin 19, type 2
Exons: 12
Coding region: 445-2871 (808 amino acids)
Biological process (GO): calcium-dependent cell-cell adhesion; adherens junction organization; homophilic cell-cell adhesion
Cellular component (GO): catenin complex; adherens junction; plasma membrane
Molecular function (GO): cadherin binding; calcium ion binding
Source: RefSeq, a predicted model, not a curated record